GCAGCGGCUCGGGGUGGGUAGCGCCGGCCCCCUCGCCACGCCUCCCGCCACCCCGCACAAGCCGCGGCACCAGCGGGUACCGCUCUGCGUGCAGCACCGGGGCCGGACCGCGGACGGAGGGCACGGGCACCCACGGGCCAUGGCAGGAAAAGCCCACAGGCUGAGCACAGAGGAGAGGGAGCAGCUGCUGCCAAACCUGAGAGCUGUGGGGUGGAACGAGGUGGAAGGCAGAGAUGCCAUCUUCAAAGAGUUUCACUUCAAGGACUUCAACCGGGCCUUUGGCUUCAUGACCAGAGUGGCUCUACAGGCAGAAAAACUCGAUCACCACCCUGAAUGGUUCAACGUGUACAAUAAGGUUCACAUCACCCUGAGCACCCAUGAGUGUGGAGGCUUAUCGGAGCGAGACAUCAACUUGGCCAGCUUCAUUGAGCAGGUUGCAGCUUCCCUCUCCUGACCAGAGAGAGAGACGCAAAGUCAAAAAUCAACUGUGCCGCUGCCACAACCCGUAUCUCGCCUAGACAACUGCACCUAGAGCUUUCCCCCACUUCCAAGCUAGUUCCUGGAUCCAGACUGCCUACCACCAUG
Messenger RNA from Neopsephotus bourkii (Bourke's parrot), 585 nucleotides. It is a transcript of the gene PCBD1, whose product is annotated as pterin-4 alpha-carbinolamine dehydratase 1. NCBI's taxonomy places the organism in Eukaryota, Metazoa, Chordata, Aves, Psittaciformes, Psittacidae. The coding region runs from base 140 to 454 and encodes 104 amino acids. The transcript has 4 exons. Gene Ontology annotation, biological process: tetrahydrobiopterin biosynthetic process. Gene Ontology annotation, molecular function: 4-alpha-hydroxytetrahydrobiopterin dehydratase activity. The record is from RefSeq and is a predicted model, not a curated record.